This is a messenger RNA of Chilo suppressalis (striped riceborer), 8189 nucleotides long. NCBI's taxonomy places the organism in Eukaryota, Metazoa, Arthropoda, Insecta, Lepidoptera, Crambidae. The record is from the annotation of a GenBank genome assembly.
UCAAUAUGUUUAUUUUAUUUAUACAAAGUAAGAAACUUCGGUUGAUAAAUUUAUUCCUUAAAACGAAACGUAAAGUAAUAGUAAUGUCAUUUUUAGAGAGUUAUGAAAAUGGACUCUACGGUUCUAACGAUAAGAUAUACAUCAUCAAACUUUAAGUGGCCUUCAAAAUGUAGAUUAAAACAUAGUUAUUAUUAUUACACAUACUUAACUUCUACGAAAGAAGGUUACUAAGUUGAUUCAUUCAUAAAUAAAGUUGAUUGUAUUAUGUUAUUACGUUAUCUGUUUUGGGAAUUCUGAAUAUUGUGUUUUUAGUUAGCAGUGUGUGAUAACGCAUUUGUAUCGGAACUUGUCGUGCUUGUAAACUUCAAAGUUUGAAACUAAGUUAUUUGUUUGCUAAAAUGUUACCCAAUGAUUAACUUUGUUUGUUUUGAUUCAAUCAUGAUUGUGUUAACUAGAUAAUUUAGUUGAAUCUCGGUCUCCGCUUCAUUUGUUGGAUUGGAUUGUUUAAGUUAUCGAGGUUAAGUUGUACACAGCGGUGACAUAAUAGCGCGAAUUUCAACUGAGAUGGUGGUUUAUAUUGUACUAUGACUCAUGGUUACACACCAGACCGCAUCGGUAGAAGACAUGUACUAAGAAAACUCAAAAAUGACAGAUAACACUAAAAAACGUACCAGUAGUUUUCGCAAAAUAUUUCCAAAUUUAUUUUUUUCUCACAAGUCCAAAGAUAAAUCAACUUCAAAAGAGUCUUCUACAGUGUUAAGAGAUGGUACCAGCAAUUCUAUUCCUAACCAAUACCACAAUCCUCAAUCAGUUUUCGCAAAAUCUGUCAAAGGUUCAAGUAAUGACGAGAAUAUUUAUGAAAAUUUGGCAGUAAAUCAUCAAGUACAUAUUGACUUAGAACAACGGCAUAAUGUCCCAAGUAAUCAUUCUUCAAGUAGUACCUUGGUAUCAGAGAGCGUAAAAAACAAGUCUGUACAUUCAAAUGAGGAAGCAGAAACAAAAAAUCACAAGAACUAUAUUCACCCCGAUUAUGCGGCAAGGCCUCAAGUACCGUUGAAGCCUAAAGAGGAUUCUUUGAAUAUAUCAACAGCUACCGUCACUACAAGUUACCUUCAACAUUCACAAUACCCAGAUGUAUACUAUCAUUCUCUAGAUAAAUUAAAUGAUAAAAUAUCACCCCUAGAUGAAAUUGACAUUUAUCAAGCCUCAAAAUCACAGGUUGAUCCGUCACCUGUUGGUGCAGAAAUUAAAAAAGUAAGCACUAAAUUCUUGAUAUCACCAAAAAAAGAAGCUGAAGUUCGAACUAUACAACCGAACCGCGCUCGAAGUCUUUCCCUGGAUAAAACCAAUCAAAGAUUCAAUGAAAAUAAAUCCAACGAAUAUGACAUAAAGGAAAAAAAACAGAGAAAAACCUAUAAUUACUCAGCGCCAACUUCUCCGAUGCCCAUUUAUCAUAAAAUUCCAAUUAUGCCGAAAACUGUUUCUCCUUACGAGCAUGUUCGCAAAACUAUGAUAGAAACUGAAGAAAAGAGAAAUUCUUUAAGCAGGUUAAGCAAACGUAACAAAACCACGCCAUCGCCCACCUGUGUAGAUUACGAUCACAACAAAAUGUCUUCAAAAGAAUCUCCUACGCUGGAUAAUCACUCCUUAGAGAGAGAAAAAACACGACAGAAGGUUGAGGCUUUCUAUUGGCAAAAAUUAAAGGAACAGAAACAAAUGGAAGAUGAGUAUUUAUUGCGCCAGUCAAUUAAGGCACCCACACGAAAUUCCUCUGCCUAUGGCACCGUAUGUUCGAAUUCCAGUUGUAGUUCACCAAAUGCUUCUUUAAUAGAACCAAGAAGUUACAGUUUACCUAGAGGUAAGGAAUUUGAUAAUUACAGUAUGUACCACGUGAUAAAUCAGAAGAACUCCCCAUUUAUAAGAGGAGCGCCUGAGAGGCGAACAGACUCAUUUCUCUCGUCUCGAGAUCACGGCGAAGAUGACAUUGUGUAUAGACAUCCCGAGAAAUUGCUGGUCAAGGACAAAAUUACACCAAUGAUGGUGGUGAAUUACAGGAAACAAAUGCCUAUGUACCGACAAGGUUCUCUAACACCAACAAAAAGGAAUAUAUAUCAACAAACCAAGCGAGUUAGUUUUGAAGAACACUUGAAUAAACUAAAAUUAGAGCAGGUCAAAACUGUGAGUGACAGAAAAGUUGAAAAUAAAGAAACAACGGGGGAAAUAAAACAUCAAGUUCCGUCUAAUGUAACGAAAUGGUCGAAAGUUCCGACGAAUGGUCCUCCUCGUCCACCUGUACGAACGACGAGCAUAAACACGACCGGAAAGAGUUCUCUAAACAACACAAAGAGUGUUCUGACAGCCGGAGGGCAAUCCAUGUGUUCUGAAUCGGAAAGUGGAUCAGAGGCGGGUGAAAUACAAAGAAUCCUACUAAACAAGUCGCAGAGAGAUGAUUGGCCCCCAGAUGGAUCGCGAAACGAUGGUGGGCUGUCUGACGGCGAGGCUAACCGGGGCUCCUCCAGGGGCAGGACCUCGCGGCGAGACGACCCGAGACGGCACACGCUCGCAGGCAACCACCUGUUCAUCCAGCAAGCACAUCCCGGCCACAACAGCACACUUGACUUGGAACACAGCACUACUGCACAGAAAACAAUGAACACCCCCGAGUACGCUAUUGUGGCGAAAUAUCGAGACCACAAAAGGAAUAUUUAUGUAGAGCCUCGCAUGAGAAAGCCUCCUUUACCACGAAGUUACCCGCCUCCGAACGGGCUACUGUUCGACGAUGACCCCGGCAUCAUGUCUGAGGUGGAGACUGCCUCCACGGGGUUCAGGCGCGGCGGUAAGCAGCGCUCCUCUCUCCCCGUGGUCAGGACUCCGAGCAAGACACUGGAGCGGCCGUUGGGAUUAGUUUUCCUGCAGUACAGAAACGAAACGAAAAGGGCCCUCUUGCCGAACGAGAUUACGUCGAUCGACACGGUCAAAGCGUUGUUCGUGAGGAGUUUCCCCAAGCAACUCACCAUGCAAUAUAUGGACAGCCCCAUGGUGAAGAUAUACAUUCAUGACUCGUCGAAGGACAUGUUCUAUGAACUCGAGGAUGACAGGGCUCAUCUGCGGGACAUCAGAGACCGCAGCGUACUGAGGUUGUUCGAGGCGACGGACAUCGGCGGGGGCGCCUUCCCCGGCACCGUCGGGGUCGGCUCCCUGGCCAUGCCCGCUGGAGCCGCCACCUGCUCCGGUCCGUCUAGCUGGGACCAGGAUCAGAGCUACUUCAGCGAGCCUGAAAUAGACUCCGAAUAUCAUCACCAGCACGUCCACAAGUCUAAGGUGAAAGCGCCCGCGUAUUACAUCGGCAACCAGGCGCCCAGCACUCUCCCCCGCGGGGGAUCUAUGCUGAGAGCAUUUUCCCCCGCAGCCCCUCCCGUGCCCGCUGACCGUGCGAAGACCCUCCCCGGAGCAGGGCAUGCCAGUGAAGGCUACAUGUCGUCGCCAGAGAGAGCUGCCGCCAGGGCUCCUUAUGAAGAGCCCUAUUACACGCAGUUCCUCGGACCCAAUUCAGGGAGAUCAACCAUUACUCCCGUGAUCGACGAAGAGGCCAGUGACGGCAUGAUCAUCGAUGAUGCCUACCAGAUGUACAGCAUCAAUGCCAUCACAUCCGCUCCAAGGCCAAUGCCACGACCUCCUUACGACGCCAGGCUAAAUACUCAGGUGGAUGAUAUUCAGCGACUGCGCGUCGAGAAGAUGGAGAGACAAUUGGCCAACUUGACGGGCCUCGUUCAGAAAGCAUUGCAGGUCCCAGGUCCUUCCACCGUACCCGCCGUAGCACCGCGCCAAGAGUUCAACACUUUCCCAACCCGUCCUUCUAAUCAGGAGAAGUCAGUGUCCUUUGAGAAAUCGGUAUCAUUUAGUGAUGACCCACCCGACAUGAACUCCCCCAAACAACACUCGCCUCAGCACUCAGCUGAUACAAAACCAACCAAACCGGCAAUCAAAUCAUCGACAUUGCCACGGACUUCGUCGCAAGAACGGGACCGCCAUAAGCCGGCGCCGCCGCCGAAGCCGGCUGGCCUGGUCGGGCAGCAACUCGCGUUGGUCCCACAGCGAACGUACACAAUCAACGUGACUCCCGAUUUCUUCAACCAACUACGGAUUUUGCAGAAGCAAAGUCGCGACUUGCGCAUCGAGACCCGCAACUUGCGUCGCUCUACUUUGGCUCAAGCCAUUCAAAUGCGUCAAAUGAUGGCUGAGACUAUUGUGCAGAUUGGCAUGAUCGCAGCCAGUUUCUGCGAACAGGAUCCUGAUUCGCAACUCACUAGAGAAGAGGAAAUCUAUCGUCAGGAUAUGCUUCUUCUCGAAAACGAUUUGUAUGAGCUUGAAGCCACCGUUGAACGACUUCGAGGACAAGCUGCCAACAGGGAGACUCGAGUCAAUAUGUCUGACAUAGAGCGAAUCGCCAUGGUGCUGUCGAAGAGCAGCAAAACCUUCGCCGACUGGAAGCUCAAGUUCCCCAUCCUUCAGGAGACCAUGAAGGUCAAAUUGGCCGCUGAAAUGGAAAAGGUGGUCCGCAAAGAAAAGAUGCUUGAAGAAGAACCGGAGCGUCUCGAGUUGGCGCUGCGACGCUGCAAGAAGUUGACUGGCACAUUAGUGACUCUUAAAAGGCUUGCUUGCGUCCAAGAGCAACGCUUACCGCUCGCUGACGGACGCAUAUCGCCCGGUUCUUCGCAAUCCUCUACGUUCACCGCCGGCCCGUCAUCCGACGAAUUCAAUUCCGACAGCACUUGCCACCUGCCGCCAUCCAACCACAACAAGGGUCCCGCCUCCAGCUGCGGGCGAGGGCCGGCCCGGGGGGCGCCGGACGUGCGCCCCGAAAACGCUCUCGACGCUCUACUAGACGAGCUGCAGACGUUCGCGAAGCCGGCGCCGGCGCCGAGCCCCGCACCGGCAGCGUCGGCGGGGGCGCCGGCGACCGCGCCGCCGCGGGGCGAGGGCCCGCUGCGCCGCCUGCACUCCUACCCUAGCGGCAGCGACACCGACGCCUCGCCCCCGGUCCGCGCGCGCGGCCAACACCCCCCCAAACCCCCCGUGCCUGAGCGACACCCCGAGCUACUGGCGUUAGCAGCACGCCGCGCGCCUCCGCCUCCCCCUCCGCGAACGACUUCCCGCUCCCCUCUAGCCUCCCCGACCUCCCCUACUUCCCCACCCGCCGACAGCGACCCUAAUGACGACAAAACCUCCACCCGACACACCAUCCUCGAACAGAGACACCAGGAACUCUUAAAAAAACAAAAGGCGCUCCAGGAACAGUACGCGCGCUUACAAAUGAUCCAGCGCACUGGACCGACGUUGCCGCCGGGGCCGCAAGAUCUGAAAAAAACCGGCAGCGAAUCCAAUCUACUCACCAAGAUGAACCUGAAUCUGGCGACGGCCGCCAUCUCCGGCAGUAUGACGCACCUCGCCGCCGAUGCGGACCGAAAGAAGGGGGUGGAUGCGAAUGCCACGCCGGAGAAACCGUCACAAAACUCGAUAAUGACGCAAGAGACAGUCGCGACAACUAACAAAGUUUACGAGACUGACAUUCUGUGACCUAGCAAUCGCCGCUUUAUUAUAAUAGUUUGAGUUGAAUGUUCUUAACUUUUUUGCGAAAACUUUAUUAUAGAAUCAGCGUUCCGAUUCCCCGAUGAUGAAAUCGAAAAUGUGUCUCAGCUUCGUUAUAGUUCGCUUCGAUAUUGGAUUUUAUUUACAAUACGUUUCGAUGCGCAAUCGAUCUCCCUGUCCUUCCUCGCGUUAAGAUCUAUGCACACACGCAGAGACAGAAUGUUGAAUUUUGAAAUUGUGGUAAAAGGAGGUAGAUUAAAAUUUAUUCAACAUAAUUUUCUAGUGUGACGAUAUCGUAAGGUAACGAAUUAAGAUAUAAAAUUCGAUACAUACCGUAAGAAAAUGACACUAAACGGGAAUGAAAAAUCUUUUCAUGGCCGUCAUUAAUAAUUACAUUAGUUAUAAUUUCAUUCUUCAACAUUCUGGAACAAAUUAGCAUAACAGCAUAACCCGAUUAAUCUACAUGGACGUCUCACAUCUCAUAUACUGGACACUGAUGCAUUAACAGUAAUCAAUUAAAAAUAAGGCAGACAAAAAUAUAUAUAUAAAAAAAAACAAAUUGAUGUCAGUAGUUUGCAGGCACAAUUUUAAGGUCUACAUAAUCAGUGUUGUACAUAGAUCAUUCAAGUAAAAGUAUCCUUCUACUCGUAACCUAGCUCCUUAACUUUCUACUUAAAGGUACUUAGUAAACUCUAUGCUAAGGAUUUACCUAACUACAAUUUUAUGUGCCAAAUAACAAAUUCUAUUUGAAUCUUUCAAAUCAUGCAACGAUUGAUAACUCAAAUUAUUUGAUUAAAAAUUUCUUUUGGGUGACAAAGUUCAGUAAAGAUGUUUUGUACAACGAAUGUAAAGUUGGUUAAACUACAGAAUUCCUAAUAACUACAUGACUAUUUAGAUUUUCUACCCUUUGAAAAACUUUAAUAUUUUUGACGGGUGUUUUUAACGAAAACAUAAAAAAUCGUCUGUGAUAAAAAUGUUACCUAAUUAAAAAAUGCAUAAGAAUUGAAUUCAUCCGUUUUAAUACAAACAGCCGAGCCGCUUAGAGACGUCAUGUUAUUGGCACACCUUCAUGUCACGGCAUUAAGAAUUAUAUUAUGAAUUUGUAUAGAUAAAUUUUCCACAUGUUGUAUCCACUAUACGUACUCGCACUCUGAAACCGUCAUAAAUAUUAAGGAUAGUUGGGAAUCCCUAUAAAAUUUAAAAUCGAUUAAAAUAUACGAAUGAUGUUCUUAAAAAAACUUAUGAAAUAAAAAUAUCCUUAUUUUUAGACUCAAAAUAUAUCUGCAUUAGAAACGUCUAUCUAUAGAGUCUAGAUCUUUAGUCAUAGAACUAAAUACCUUACGUUAACGUAUCACGUAAAUAUUUGCGCUUUUUCAAUGUUUGUUGCAAAUAAAACACACACUUAAGAAAUUUUCAUUAUGCACUGAAAAAUUUCACGCACUUAGAAAUAAUUUUUUGUGAAGUUUUGGAGGGCAUUCUUAAAUAUUGCCAAAUAUGUUUAGGUAGUGAAACGCUUUUCACCAUUCAAUAUUUUCGUUCUGCUAUUCACAGCUUCGCCGGACUAUUCGUAAUAAGUGACUAGAAAAAUAAUAGGUAUAAUAUAUUUUCACAAUGAAAUGAUAGGAGUAACUCGUGUUGUACGUUUCACGGUGAAUAUUCUAUCACAUAAAAUUAAGGAAUUGUUAUAAUUAUGUUCUCUUACAUUCCUUGUAUAUUUUAAAGUAUUAAAAAUUAAUUAAUUGUAUACAUUAAUUUUAUAUUUCAUAUUUUUAUCAACGUUUAGUAUUUUAUACAAUUAAUGAGAACGUUAAAUGUGUAUUUGUUGCAAAGUAUGUACUUAUACAAUAAAUUAAGAAUGUUGCACCACUUUAAAUAAGUCCCCACAUAAUUAGAAUAUUUUGUAUAUUUUUUCCGUGCCAAUAUGGAGAUCAUGGUUCCUUUUCAUUUCUCAGUGUCAAUAAAGAUCGAGUUGUCGCAGUAGGUAAAUCAGUAAUAAUGCUUGGAUACGCGUAAACGGAAACAGCAAAAAAUUUACAAUGUAGAGCCCAUUUUCUUUUUAAUCUUCCGUUUUUGGAUUUAAAUUCAUUACUUACCUAUUUAAUAAUUUAUUAAUUUUGCAUUUUCUUUUUGUAUAAUAAAUUAAUUUAAUGUUAUCAAAUCGAUGCAAUUUUAUUUAACGACGUACUAAAUUAUGUUAAGUUACAAUUUAGAACAUUUUACCCACUGAAGAAAGGAAGGUAUGAUCUCCUUGAACGCGAAAAUUGUUGAUACUUUAUUUCCUUUAAAAGUGCCAAAUUUUAUUAUGUGCUUAUUUGUAACUUUUCUACAUAAAAUAAUAAGUUCUUUAUAUAAAAAUAAUUUUGAUACAAAUUGUACAUUUUAUGGAUAGGUAUUGUUGUUUAGUUGUAGAUAUAUUUUGUAUUACAAUUAUUUUGGCUUUUAAAGCUUCUUACCAAUAAUUAUGUUGUUAAUUGUAUAAUUAUGUUAUUGAUUGUAUUCUUUGUUUAGUUGUGAUAGUUCAUAUUAAUUGUAUAGUUAAACUGAAAUAGCUUGAAAUGUUUCAAUGUGGAAUUAAAUAAUUAUAUAUACACGUCAAGUUA